This is a messenger RNA of Olea europaea var. sylvestris, 783 nucleotides long. RefSeq lists its product as uncharacterized. The coding region runs from base 1 to 783 and encodes 260 amino acids. The transcript has a single exon. NCBI's taxonomy places the organism in Eukaryota, Viridiplantae, Streptophyta, Magnoliopsida, Lamiales, Oleaceae. Gene Ontology annotation, biological process: DNA integration. The record is from RefSeq and is a predicted model, not a curated record. Gene Ontology annotation, molecular function: nucleic acid binding.
AUGGCCCGAGGACAAUUAAAAUUUACUGUGGUAGCAGUUGAGUACUUCACAAAGUGGGUAGAAGACGAACCCCUAGCAAAAAUAUCAGAGGCCAAGCUCAGAUCAUUUAUAUGGAAGUCGAUUAUAUGUAGGUUUGGAAUACCCAAAGUACUUAUAAUAGACAAUGGAAGGCAGUUCGACAAUUCACAAUUCAGAAACUUCUGUGUCAAUCACGGUAUCGACCAUUGUCUGACGUCAGUAUCGUACCCUCAAAGCAAUGGCCUCGCUGAGGUGACAAUUAGGAUCAUACUUCAGGACCUUCGUACCAGGAUCGAAAACGCAAGAGGUGACUGGCCCGAUGAGUUGCCCUCUAUACUGUGGGCUUAUAGAACUUCUCAUAAAACAGCAACAGGCGAGACUCCUUUCAUGUUAGCUUUCGGCUUAGAGGUCACCAUCCCCAUCGAAGUCAGUCUUCCCACUCUAAGGAGGGUUGAACCUGGCAUGGAAGACCGAACAACCGAACAUCUUGACUUACUUGAAGAAGUAAGAGAGCAAGCUUCACUGAGAGCUGCUAGUUACCAAAAUAGAAUGGCAAAGUACUUUAACACCAAAGUCAGGUCCCGAGAAUUUAAGAGUGGCGAUUUGGUUCUAAGAAGAGCAGAGGCAGCUGGACACCCUCCAAGUAAACUUGGACCAGUAUGGGAAGGGCCAUUCGAAGUCAUACGAAGGAUCAAAGGGAGACAUACAGCCUUAGAGAUACUUCAGGAAAUCCACUCCCGAGACCUUGGAAUGUGGAUAACCUAA